This is a messenger RNA of Musca vetustissima, 1245 nucleotides long. RefSeq lists its product as uncharacterized. NCBI's taxonomy places the organism in Eukaryota, Metazoa, Arthropoda, Insecta, Diptera, Muscidae. The transcript has 6 exons. The coding region runs from base 22 to 1230 and encodes 402 amino acids. The record is from RefSeq and is a predicted model, not a curated record. Gene Ontology annotation, molecular function: dioxygenase activity.
CACACACACACAUCCGACAAAAUGUUGAAAAAUAAAACAAAUGAUGAAAAAGUCGACACAUUACUGGCCAAAAGUCUGGUGCCCAUUAUCGAUUUGGCUCAUUGUGGUACCGAAGAAUGUCCAGUAAAAUCAGUUGUCACACGUGUUGGCCAUCAGUUGCACAAAGCUCUCACAGAAAAGGGAUUGGCGCUUUUAGUCAAUCACGGUAUUUGUGAUGAAAAGCUCAAAACUGCCUGGGAUCAUUUAGACGAUUUUGUAGAUCUACCAGACGAUGUCAAACAACAUUAUAUACGCACUGGUGAUGACAAUCAUGGUUAUGUGAGUCCCGGCAUUGAACGUUUCGAUGGUAAAACACCCGAAUUACGUCACGCCUUCAACAUUUGCACACUGAACGCCAAAAAUCUGCCCGAAGAACCAUUACCCGGUUUUGCCGAUCACAUAUCUGUGCUCGCUGAAGAUUUUAAAGCAUUGGCUCGUUUUAUACUGCAAGCAUUGGCAAUAUCAUUAGAUAUACCGCAAACAUUUUUCCUUGAAAAACAUUCACAUAUGUUGUCGGGAGAUAAUGACAACGAAACUACCCUGCGUCUUCUGUACUAUCCACCGGUUGUGGAAGAUGAUGAGAGCAGCAAAAAUACAUAUGUCAAGGGACGUUGUAAAUAUAGCUAUCAACGUUGUGCCUCGACACAACCAGAUUUUCGUCCUGAAUAUGAUCCGCGUGAUGAAUACAACGAUGUGGAUGGUGGGGAAAAUAAUAAAAAUACCACAGAACGGCAUUUGCCAAAUGGCGCGGUAAUACGUUGUGGUGCCCAUACAGAUUAUGGUACAUUUACGCUAUUGUCUCAGGAUUCAGAGGGUGGUUUGGAAGUCCAGCUGCCGGGCAGUGAAAAAUGGCAUAGAGUUGGUCAUUUGCCGGGUGCGAUUUUGGUAAAUUGUGGUGAAAUUUUAUCGAUAUGGACACAAAAUAAAUAUGCAGCUCUGCCUCAUCGUGUUGUUGUACCCGAACAAGAGCAUUUACGUUCCCGCGGUCGUCAUUCGAUAGCCUUCUUUUGUCAUCCUGAUAAUAUGACAAUGAUUUCACCUAAUGAUUUGCCUCUACCCGCCGAAAAUCAAGAUGCCAUCAACAAAAAGCCCCGCAAAAAAUCAUUCAAGGCUGCAAAAGAAAAAGUUUACAAUGCGUAUCAGCUAAUUCAGAAACGUUUUCGAGAAACUUACACCAAUGGCACACAUUAACAUUUAACCCAGCCA